Molecule: messenger RNA, 2930 nt
Organism: Triplophysa rosa
Lineage: Eukaryota; Metazoa; Chordata; Actinopteri; Cypriniformes; Nemacheilidae
Gene: wasa
Product: WASP actin nucleation promoting factor a
Exons: 11
Coding region: 248-2137 (629 amino acids)
Biological process (GO): actin filament organization
Molecular function (GO): actin binding
Source: RefSeq, a predicted model, not a curated record
UAGCAUUUCACGCUGACAACAAGGCGACAGAAUGAAAAUAGAAAAGAGAAAAAAAGUGUGGUUGUCCAUUUCCUGUGAAAACGUUUUGUCUGCUGAUGGUACGACUAAGAACUAGGAAGAGAAACUUGAUGCUCGCCGUUCAGCCAAGUCAUCAGUAGAUCACAGGAGAUCUCUCAUUGUAUUUCUCUGCGGAGGUGUCUAACUUCGAGUGUAACUUUUGAAAGGUUUGAUCUGUGCAUGUGAGGCCAUGAAGCGAGGAAAUAAGAAAGGUCAGGAGUGCAUGAACAGCUCUCUGCUCAGUCCACUGGAGAAUGAGAGGCUGGAGGAUCUGCUGGGCAGGAGGUGUCAGUCUUUGUCUUCUGCUGUUGUGCAGCUGCUCAUGGCCCUGCCGAGCGACCCGACCCGCUGGACCCCACAGCAGUCUGGAGUGAUUUGUUUCGUGAAGGACAGCCCUCAGCGCUCAUUUUUUAUUCGCCUUUAUGACCUUAAGGCAGGGAAGCUGGUCUGGGAACAGGAAAUAUACAACCAACUGAUGUAUCGAACAGCCAAACCAUUUUUUCACACUUUUCCUGGAGAUGAUUGCCAAGUGGGAUUAAACUUUGCAGAUGUAACUGAGGCUGAAUGUUUCUUUACUGUCGUGGAAGAGAAGAUCAGCCAGAGAAACUGUCGCUUUGAGAAACAGCAGAGAAAAGGAUCUGAUUCUAGAGAUCGUGGAUCAUUGCCACCACUUCCUCCACCUAAUGGCUUUGGCACACCUACCAUGCCCCCAACGGUGUCUAUCAAUGUCCCAAACCGAAUCGCUCCUACCAAAUCAAAAAAAGAGAAGAAAGAAAAGGAAAAGAAAAAGAAGAAAGGACCUAAAUUUUUCAAGGGGGAUAUUGGAGCACCCAGUGGUUUCACGCAUGUCAGUCACCUUGGCAUGGGUGGCAACACCAUGGACCCCGACUUGAAGAAACUUCUAUCCUGUGCAGGGAUCAGCGAAGCAGAUUUAGACGAUUCUGAAACCUCUCAACUCAUCUAUGAUGUCAUUGAACGCUCAGGUGGAAUGGAGGCUGUUAAAAAAGAAGUGCACCAGCAGGAGUACACUCACCCUCCAGUACCCCAAGGUCAUCGAGGUUCUCUCCCCCAAGUGCCUUCUGGGUUCUCCACCGCCCCUCAUCCCUCUCAAGGUCGAUCCCUACCACCUGUCCCAGGUCAGUGCUCUGUUCCAUCGCCCACACGUGGUUCCAUUCCGCCUACUCCUUCAAGAGGUCACACCGGGAAUCCACCAGCAGUUCCGUCACCUCAAGCCCCAGAGUCGCGGGGUGCACGGUCUGCAACGCUAGGUCCCCUACCACCAGUUCCUCCAGGAGGCCGGAACGGGCCCUUGCCUCAGCCCCCAGGGGUGCGCAGUGCACCCUUACCCCCACCACCCAAAGGUCGGAGUGAAUCUCUCCCUCCACCUCCAGGCCAACGUAAAGAGUCUUUAACUCCAGUUCAAGGAAGACGAUCUGCACCUCAAGUGGCUGAAAGGAGAGGUAGCACUUUGCAACCAGCAGCUGCAUCUUUCCCGCCGAUGCCCCCGGGAGCGAGACCCCCACCUCCAAGAGACAGUAGUGGAUAUUUGGCACCUCCACCACAAUGUGACAUGUCAUUACCCCCUCCACCAUCCGAUUUUUUCCCUCCACCGCCCUGUGAGUCUUUUCCCCCUCCUUCACCUGAAGACUUUGUUGACGCACCUCCAUCUCAUCCCAACUUUCCUCCAAGGAGCAAUCAGCAGAAUUUCACUCCUCCUCCUCCCCCAUCCUCAGCCAAACCCAGUUCCGGUGGCGCACCUCCACCACCGCCACCACCUCCUCCUCUGGCUGCCCCGCCUCCAGUGAACUUGGGAAGCAACACUUCUUCAUCCGGAGGAACGGCUACGCCUCCUUCAGAAUCUAGUGGUGGUAGAGGGGCUUUACUUGCACAGAUACAAGGAGGGCUGAAACUCAAAAAGGUAUCCGCCAGCUCUGAACUUCCUUCACCUGCACUGGAUUCAGGAGAGGGAAUAGUUGGAGCUCUCAUGAUGGUCAUGCAAAAGCGAAGUAAAGCCAUCCACUCCUCAGAUGACGACGAUGAAUUUGAUGAUGAAGAAGAUGACGAUGAAGAGUGGGAUUAAGGCUGAAAUAUUGAACUUUGAAUGCAUCUGGGCAGCUUUACACAUUUAAAGAACACAAGAAGAACUGUCUCUGUGGGAGGCGUCUGUUCAAGUGUUCUACACAACGGAAAGUUACGAAAUAAAUCAACGCCAGGAAACUGCUCAAGGAGAAGUCACUGUGAAUUAUAAGAUCGCUUGCUGAAAUGUACAGUACACGUUACAUGACACUGUCUUAUUAAAGUGUACAAUUUGUCAUUAGAUUUUUUAUUAAGUACAGUAAACAUACUCAUUUGAGUGUGAUUUAAAAAUGAAUCUACCGUUCACAAAUUCUGCGCAUUUUUUCUGACAACAUCUAGUUUAGCAAGACAGAACGUUUCAAUUCACAACUGGACGAUUUGACUUUUCUUUUAAAAAAGGACACACAUGUGCAGUGUAAAGAUGUUUUCAGUGUUUGACAUAAUCAGAGUGGGUCUUCAUGACGAGUUGUUUAUGUAUUUGUAAUGUGAUAGCUCAACCCAAAGCAUGAUACUAACAGCACAGCAUACAAUCAUUUCCUAAACCGUGUCAGCCAUUUUAAAUGCAUUGAAAUAAAUACAACAGCAACACAACAUGUCAAUCAUGCAAAAAUGCCCUCCACCCUGUACGCAGUAUCCCAACAAGGCUCGUCGCAUAAAAAUAUUUACAACUUCAAAUAAAUAUACAUUACAAAUGGUUAGAAACAGUCACAGGACAUGAAGGACGGUAGUGCUCUUGCAAAUGUUCGAUGCCAUUACUAACCCAUCAAAAAUCCAUAUAUAUUACAUUUAAACAAACA